CCAUGCUUUCUUUGGUUACUGAACGUACGAGAGAAACAAACAUAUCGUUGAUUUGGAUCUCUUGAACAGAUUUAUACUUCAGAAUUAAAAAAAUUUUAAGACAUACAUAUAUUUGGGAAGCUAGUUGACUUAAUUCAAAAAAUGAAUGUUAUCGCAAAAACAAUUUUGAAUAGCAGAUACGAUCACGCUAAAACAUUGGUUUUAAGGUUAUGUAAGAAAAGAAACCGAAUGUCAUACAUUAAUAAUGCGCGGAGGAGAACAUUUGUUACAUUUUACAAGAUUUCAGAAGAUUAUAAGUACUCUUUUUUAUAUCGAAAAUAUGCUCAGGUUGCGAUUAGCAAUAACGAGGAAGUUAUACAAUCGAAAGAGCAUGUAGCGAUGUUUAAAAUACUACAAGAUUCUGAACAUUACAGACACACUAUUAUGUGGCCUAUUAAAACAACACUAAAUAUUUCUAUCGAAGAAAGACGAACAUUACAGAAUACGGAUUGGUCAUCAGAAACUGCGUUCGACCUUUUGGAAGCCUUCAAAAAAUUUACACAUUGCCAUUUACAAAAUUUUCGUUUCGAUGAGGAAACAUAUAAUACAUUUUUGGGAGCUUUCGCUAAAAAGCUAUAUAAACUUGAUGAGAAACAAAUACAGAUAUUAAUGCAACAUAUGAUUAUAUCGAAUGACUCAUUUAAAUAUUUAGAUAAUUAUCAAAUGUUCAUAAAAGCAUUGAGCAGUGAAUGUUUGAAGAAAUUCUUUGGCGCGGAUGUUACACAAUUGUUAUAUGUGAUCAGUGGAUUUUUUCAAAUUGAAGCAUUUAAAUGUGACUACAUGUGGCGUGCACUUAGAAAGCUUGGUAGUAAGACACAUUACUUUUCUGGGAAAAAUAUGGUUCUGUUUUUACUUUAUCUAACUAUGUGCAAGGUUCCUAAUAUAAAUAUGUACGACAUUGAAUAUUGGUUAAACGAGUGUAUAGAUGACCUUUCUCCAGACGAAAUAGGUAUAAUUGCAAGGGGAUUUUUCUUGCAGCAAAAGAAAUUUAAUAUUCAGCCAAUAAUAAAAAGUAUCGUAACAAAACUAAAAAAUAAUAUUGACAAUGUAAAUAAUGUUACCUUGGCAUCAAUUAUGAAAUCAUUAAGGUAUUGUGGAUAUUGUUGUUGCCUAGACACAUUUCAAGAACUAUUAGUAGUUCUACGUCCAAAAAUAGCAAAAUAUCCAUUAAUGACUUUAACACAUAUUGCACAUACAUGUGGAGGUCUGCGUGUGUAUGAUAAAAUCUUAUUAAAUAAUAUUUGCGAGAGGCUAUUAAAUGAAAUUUCUUAUGCAAGAAUAAAAGAUAUGGAAAGAAUUACUUAUGCUCUGUGUACCCUUGCACCCUAUACAGAGCUACAUGAAGAAUUACAUAAAGUACUGGAUGAAUUAUUACUAACUUAUAAAACACGUAGAGAAAAAGAAAUUCAGAAGUAUCCAAGUGCAUUUUUACGUAUUCUAACAUUUUUAUCAAUGAAAAAUAUAUAUUCAACGGAAUUAAUUGAGCACGCAUUGAAUCCAGCGAUUGUAAAUUGUAUAUAUAGCAACAAUGUAAAACUUUUGACUAAUGAUUUAUUAAUUAUGGAAUGUUCUACUAAAAUAGAAGUACCCAACUACACAGGUCCCUUUCUGAAAGACAAAAUAUACCAAUGUUUAAUAAAGAAAUAUUGCAGUAAAAAUGAUGUUACUGACAGGCACAGUAUGGUAACAUUACGAACUGAAAUUAUAUUUAUAUGCAAGGAAAUACUGGGAUUAAAUAUAUAUACCGAUAAUGUUUUACCACACUAUUAUUCUAACGUCGAUAUUAUUUUUGGCUUCGAUGAGCAUAAAAAUAGUGUACCAGUUGAACAUAUUUUAUCAGCGAUGCCAUAUGGUUCAAUUAAACGAGUAGAUGAUGAUAAUUUAAGUAAAAUACAGUGGAAAAUAUUAUACUUAUUAUCCGACAGAACUAAAGUACGAGGCCGCGAUGGUUAUAUUGGUCCUUGUUACCAACAAUUAAGGCAACUUAAGACUAUUGGAUAUACACCAAUUCCACUCUGUGAAUUUAUGUGGAAAAAUUUAACUGAAAACGAAAAACAUAAUUAUUUACGUGAAAUAAUUCUCCACGACAAUGAUUCUAAUAUUAUGGAAAAACGAAUGUUAUAAAAUAAAAUUACAAAAAAAAAAAAAGUCGAUCCAAAGUUUUAUGUAAUUAGUUCAAGAAUAACACACCUUAUUUUCACAAAUUACAAUGUGCAAGAUGUUAUUAAGAUAUACAUACAUGCUGGAC
Messenger RNA from Colletes gigas, 2287 nucleotides. RefSeq lists its product as uncharacterized. Bases 142 to 2163 code for a protein of 673 amino acids. NCBI's taxonomy places the organism in Eukaryota, Metazoa, Arthropoda, Insecta, Hymenoptera, Colletidae. The transcript is spliced from 8 exons. The record is from RefSeq and is a predicted model, not a curated record.